Molecule: messenger RNA, 5222 nt
Organism: Bombyx mori (domestic silkworm)
Lineage: Eukaryota; Metazoa; Arthropoda; Insecta; Lepidoptera; Bombycidae
Product: cytochrome P450 CYP12A2
Exons: 10
Coding region: 921-2165 (414 amino acids)
Molecular function (GO): monooxygenase activity; heme binding; iron ion binding
Source: RefSeq, a predicted model, not a curated record
GUAUAGUCGAAUUUUCAACUGGAUUCUGACUGAUACCAUUAGUGUAGAUCGGCCAACAAAUUAAAGUACCAGCCCAUUUAAUGAAAACUCCGUAUUAAUUUUUUUAUUGCAUAUAUUAUUAUGUAAAUGCAAGUAUAUUACAUAUAUUCUUUAUUAAGACACGACAAAUCAGUAAUUUACGAAAUUCAAUUGACUUUAAAUCUUAAAAUUAAACACCUUGCUGCAUUUUUAUAAGACACCAUCUUUAUAAAUAUAUUUCUUCUGUGCGUGUGCUUGUCACUGAACUCCUCCUAAACGGCUGGACUGAUUUGAAUUAUUUUGUUGUAUACGUUUUGGUGGCACCCUAGAAGGGUUAGAUUCACAAAUCAGCCCGGCAGAGGGCGCUGCAGUCGGUAUCUAGGUUAUUUAUCUUUCCUAGAAAUAAUUUAUAUGGCAAACAACGUUUGCCGGGUCAGAUAGUUGAUUUAGAAAAAAAUUAACUUCGAUAUAUUUUAUAGAGCUCUGAUAAACAGACUGAUAAACAGUUUUCAGUGAUUAUUUUAAAUCAAUCAAGAAUUUUCCUGUUAAAAUUCGUACAUAUGUAUAAGUAUACUUAAGUCUUUAUAUAACUGUAUUGAUUUCUAUCGUAAAAUAAAAUUUUUCUAAAACAAAUUUUAAAAAAAACCCUUUUGGCUGUAAAUGGAUCUUAUAUCAGAUAUCAAGCAACGGUCAGUACAUCAGAAAACGUUGACGUCACAAACUUAAAGCCCUUCCACGAAAUACCUGGCCCUUCAUCAUUGCCCCUCAUUGGACCUCUACUACAUUUCAUUCCGGGAGGUUCACUCUACACUCCAGAUACCAAAGAUUUCUCAGCAAAACUAUUCAAAUUGUACGGACCUAUAGUCAAACUUGAUCCGCUCUUUGCCAGAAACACAUUACUGAUGGUGUAUGAUCCCGAGUCUGCAGCUAACGUUUUGCGAAGUGAAAAUCGUAUACCGUAUCGAGGUGGUUUCAAUUCACUAGCAUAUUACAGGAAGCACAUUAAGAAACAUGAAAACAAUCAUAAGAAAUUGACUGGAUUAAUUACUGAUCAGGGUGAAGAGUGGUGGGAUUUACGUUCAACAGUAAAUCCAGUACUGUUGCAGCCAAAAACCAUAAAACUGUACAGCGCGGCUAUCGAUGAAGUGGCUCAAGAGAUGAUGAAUAGAAUGAAAUCAAAAUUAGAUGAAAACAAUCGUCUUCAGGCUAAAUUCGACGAUGAAAUGAAUCUCUGGGCACUUGAAUCAAUCGGAGUUGUAGCUUUCGGAAUUAGAUUGAACUGCUUCGAUCCAAAUUUGGCUGAAAACUCACCGGAAAAGAAGUUGAUCGAAUGCGUUCACCAGAUCUUCAAUUUAUCUAAUCAAUUAGAUUUCCAGCCAAGCUUGUGGCAUAUAUUUUCAACUCCAACAUAUAAGAAGGCAAUGAAGAUGUUUCAGUUACAGGAAGAUCUAAGCAAAUAUUUCAUUAAUAAAGCUAUGAGAAACAUUAACAAAAACGAGAAUAAACCAGACGAACAAAAAGGUGUACUAGAAAAACUACUUGACAUCAACGAAGAAUACGCUUAUAUCAUGGCUACAGAUAUGCUUGUCGCUGGAGUCGAUACAGUUGCAAACAGUAUUGCGGCAACCUUAUAUCUCUUCGCGAAGAAUCCAGAAAAACAGGAGAAGCUGAGGGAAGAAGUGAUGUCGAAAGAAAGUAAAAGAUAUUUGAAAGCGUGCAUCAAGGAGACAAUGAGAAUGAUGCCCGUUGUAUCAGGAAACCUUCGACGCACUACUAAAGAAUACAACAUACUCGGAUAUCAUGUACCGAAAGGGAUCGACGUGGCUUUUGCUCAUCAAGAUUUAUCAUCGAUGGAAGAACAUUAUCCAAGACCCACAGAGUUCAUUCCAGAGCGCUGGUUGGCAGACAAAAAUGACCCGCUUUACUACGGAAAAGCUCACCCUUUUGUAAUGGCACCGUUCGGCUUUGGUGUCCGGAGUUGUAUAGGUCGACGCAUCGCCGAAUUGGAAAUUGAAACAUUCCUGACUAAGAUCUUAGAGAACUUCCGGGUAGAGUGGUACGGGCCACCUCCUAAAAUAAUCCAGACUUCAAUCAACUACUUCACCGGACCUUUCAAUUUCGUUUUUAAUGACAUUAAAAAAAAGUAGCGUGUGUGUUAGGGAAAUGGAAUCAUAGAUUUAGGUAGUUUGAUGUGUUAAUUAAUUUAUUAAAAUGUAAUUAAAGCCAUUUAAAGGAAGAAAGAAGUGUACAAAAGGACAAAAUUCAAAAUUACGAUCGUGUGAAUGAAAUAAUAUCAUUUAACGAUUUCACAUUCGAAUAUUCAGGUGAAAAUUUAUUGACUUUCACUUGAAAAAAAUCGGUUGUCUGUAAAGUCGGCUUACUGACGAUAGUUGAACGUGACAACGUCUUAAGAAAAUACUGAUGGAAUGGUUUCAUUUUUCAAAAGAAAAUUGUAAUUUUAUUUGUUUGAUAGAUAUUUUGUAUGGACAAUUGACACCACAUUCACUUUUCACUGAACUUCAUACUUGACGAAAACAUGUAAAUGUAUUAUUGUAUAGCAGCUGUCCACGCGGAUGCAUCGCUCACUGAGUAGGAGAGAGACAGAUGUCGAACGCUGCCGAACGCGGAGGCCGAUUGUGCCUCUUUCUCGCUCGUUGCGCGCUCUCGCUUGCACUUCAAGCCUUAAAUGGAACGCCUCAAUGAGUUAUGUUUUUUCGUGCGUGCAGCCGGCUCCAUCGAAUUAUAAGACGUUGUCACGUCAAAAUCAAUAUCUAGAUUUUUGCAAUUCUUUAUUAUUUUUAAUUGGUAGGUGAACUCACAAACGCUACUGGGACUCACAACGUGAAUGAUUCCCCCCCAAAUAAGACAUGAGGUCUAAGUUUCAAUUGUUCAACCCUUCAAACCGAAACUCAACCCGUAAUCAUGUUAAUUCAUAAACGAACUACAACAAUAGAACACGUACGAUAAUAAUCAAAUAAACAUUCUAAUCAACCCUAGCGAAUGGAAAAACCGUAAAACCUCAGAGGUUUUUGAAUCAUCUUGAUUUUUAACUAUAAGGAUGAAAAUUAAACUUAAGAUGUUGUGUAUAUUACAUUUUUUACGUUUUCUUGCAAUUUAAAAGUUUAAAUAUUUUUAAAUAGCAAAUUAUGUAGCUUUUAGAAAAUUUCAGUGAUAUAUAGUUAAAGUUAAAGCUACUAUCGAACGCAAGUUAAUUGAAAUAUAUUUAAAUUAACUCUCGAUUAGGUCGAGGCUAUUUGCUUAAUUGAAUCGGAUUAUGCGAAAGUGAAGAAUUUAUUUAUUUAUUUUAUUUUAUUACUGAUCUUCCAUCAAAGCAUGUUUUAAACAUUUAGUAAAACUAUUAUACGUAAAACUGUAUAAAUUGCCAAGAUACGAAAAACAUUUCGUGAAAAAAAAAUCAAUUUGGCCUCUAUUUUUUGUAUAAACACAACCCAGACAGACGGCCAUGAAAAAUGUGUGUAGGGACUUUUUACUGUACCAUAUUUGUGUGGCUUAUUAGCAUAUUUAUCAGAUUUCCAGCUUUGUACAAUCACAACGUAUAGCAAAUACGAAACUUUGAUAUUUCUUUGAAAUUUUAUUCAAUAAGAGCGUGUCCCGCAAAUCGAAACGCCUUAGUAGAAACUCAUUCUGUAUGAGAUACACUUGAUUGUGAAUUAAUGUAAAUUUUAUAAAAUAGUUUUUCAACACAAUGUUUGAUUGAAAUAGAUCUGUAGGUUUUGGUUGAAGCUUGAUUAUUCAAGCUUAGGAACCUUAGGAACAAAGAAAAAGAAGUCGCAACAAUUGUACUUUUCAAACUCCAACGAUAAAUCGACUUGUUUACUAGAAAACGGUACAAUUUCAAAGAUUUCUUAAACUGAACUCGAUGCAAAAGUAAAAACAAAAAGUCAGAAACAAUAAAUGAUUCACGAGCAAAAGUUACAUUGCUCGCCACAGUGUAUAUCUCGUACCGUCCGGCUAUGGAAUGAGCUGCCCUCCACGGUGUUUCCCGAGCGUUAUUACAUGUCCUUUUUCAAACGACGCUUGUGGAGAGUAUUAAGCAGUAGGCAGCGGCUCGGCUCUGCCCCUGGCAUUGCUGAAGUCUUUUUUUUGUUGCUUAGAUGGGUAGACGAGCUCACAGCCUACCCGGUGUUAAGUGGUUACUGGAGCCCAUAGACAUUUACAACGUAAAUACGCCACCCACCUUGAGAUAUAAGUUGUAAGGUCUCAAUAUAAUUACAACGGCGGCCCCGACCAUGGGCGACGGUAACCACUCACCAUCAGAUGGGCCGUAUGCUCGUCUGCCUACAAAAACCAUAAAUCUCAGUAAUUUUCACUGUAAUCUUUUCUCUAUUGUGGUCGGUAAUUUUUCUGCUUUCUUCAUUUUUCGUAAGAAACUAAUGUAAUCUGCCCUUACUUCGUGGCAACUGUCGCAAAAUAUUUCAUAAAAUAUGUACAUUUAUUGAAACUAUUCCCGUGCGGGUGGCUCGACGCAGGUGGUACUUUGAUGAUACCAUCCGGAAACUUUCCCUGUGGUAACACAAAUAUUCAUUUUUUUGUACGUUGAAGCCGUAAAAAUCCCUAGUAGCGCUUGUAAAAUUUGUUACAAUUCCACUUUCCUAUUCUUGUAAUUAAACAACAAAAAAUCAGAAUUGAAGGAAGUGAAAUUGCACUGUUUUUUUUUUUUUGUUUGGAACGAAAUUCCUUAUUGUACGAUGCGGAGGGUUUUUUUUUUUUUUUCUGGCCGUGGGCCGAACCUCCUACGAGGUCCCCGCGCCUAGGGGGCGCGCGGGGUAUGUGAGACUCAACGAUCUGCAGGUGUUCAGAGCAGAUCGCGGGCCCAAGGAUUUUAGGGCCCACCCACUAAACGACUCCCCUGCACUCUUACACCCGACGUCCGAUCUCCGUCCGGGGUCAGAAUCCGGUCAGAGUAGGGGGGUUCCCGCGGUCAACACUACAACCAGACAGAGGGGUACCCUAACCGGAAAAAAACGUCCGUAACGUAAGAUUUUUAUUAUUUAUGUAUAGUCUUAGUAUUCUAUACAGUGUCUAAUGUAUAGUCUACGUGAUGACGGUUAUUAUUAUUCAUAUAAAUAGCUGUUUCUUUCUAUAUUAUUAUUCUUUUUUUUUAUAAAUCAUUGUGAAUAAAAUAAAGUUGAUAACUUUGUAAAGUAGUUAUUUUUUGUCAAUAAAAAAAUCUAAUAAAACUA